GGCAGAUGGCAGAAGACGAUCGCGAACCCGAAAAACGUGCCAGAUUACCUAAUUACUUACACUACAAUCGGCAGUCCAGUGGUAGUAUUAUCUGAAGAUAUUGCUACUCGGCUUACAUGAAACCUGCACUCGCAGAAUAAGCCUAAAAACGUCGUCGAUAUGGACGUUGCCUAGGGUAGCCGGAGGAAGCGUCUGCAUUUGAACUUACCCAAUACCAAGGCGCUUGGCGCAUUGCCGUAGACGCUGACAAUCCCCGCGCAUUGUGUGAUCGGUCUGAGAGUUGAGAGAGGAUAAGGAGCCAGGGAAUCGGGUCGUGCCCCCACCGGUCUUGCGCUGUUACGGAUAACCUCGUCUGGGAUGCUAGGAUAGCCAGGCGAAGGGCAGAGCUAUAAUAUGCCGCCGAUAAGCUAGGUACGAUGAUCUAGACAAGCCUUGACGAGUUGGAGGCGGGUGGUUAUCGUGUUGUCUUGGCUCGGCCGGCUGUUCGAGAAUGUUAUAUAUCUCAUGCUACGCGGCGUCACACCUACUCGCCUUUUUCUCUUAUCUCAGGCGCGCAUCCGAAACUAAGAAUCAUUAUUGGUUUCGAUCCAAGGCAAUUAUCUACGAUGGAUACCGCCACCACCAUUCCCACCGUCGUUGCCCCUGUCAGCGCGGUACGGGCCUCCACGGAUGAAAAAGCGCCCAACGAGAAGGUCCAACCUAGUUCUUCGGAACAAGGCGUCGCUGAAGAUGGCCAUGAUACAUUCCACGGUCUUGUCCUUCCGACAGAGGAGGAGAAGUCGACUCUAAGGCGCGUCGCCGGCAAGAUGCCAGCAACUUGCUACUACCUAUGCGCCGUCGAGUUCGCGGAGCGCGCUUCAUACUACGGAUGCAACCAAGUCUACAAGAACUUCAUCCGUGCCCCUCUGCCAGCGGACGGUAACGGGGCCGGCGCCACGGCGCGGGGAAGUGAACUCACUGCGGGAGCGCUCGGGAAAGGCUCCGUAGUAGCCACUGCCAUGACGGAGGCAUUCAAGUUCUUGGCUUACGCACUACCAAUCUACUUCGGAUGGCUUGCGGAUACGAAAUAUGGCCGUUUCAAGAUGAUAUGCUGGGGUGUUGGAGUAUGUGGCUUGGCUCACAUUAUCAUGAUCAUCUCUGCGCUUCCACCUGUUCUUCAAUCUGGCCAUGCCAUCGGCCCAUUUGCUCUAUCUCUUUACAUGCUCAGCAUCGGCGCUGCUCAGUUUAAACCGAAUAUCUCGCCUACUGUGAUCGACCAGAGCCCUCACAAGGUCGCUCACGUUAUCACCGACAAAAAUGGCGAGAAAGUCAUCGUUGAUCCAGAAGAGUCUGUUAACUCUGUGAUGUUAUGGUUUUAUUUGCUCAUCAACAUCGGCGCCUGUUUCGGUAUCCCGACAACAUACUUGGCCAAGAUCGUGGGCUACUGGGCCGCUUACUUAAUUCCCACAAUCCUCUACCUCCUGCUCCCGCCGCUGCUAUGGUACCUUAACCCCCGUCUUGUCAAGCAGCCCCCCGGAGGCUCGGACCUGGGCAACGUGUUCAAAGUGCUAGGCGACAUCUUCGCCAACGGCGGCCUGAAGCGCAUCGGAAGGACGGGUUUCUGGGAGGCCGGCAAGCCGAGCGUGCGCAAGGCGGCUGGCAGCACAAAGGUCUACGAGUACGACGAUAACUUCGUCAACGACGUGAGGAGGACCUUCCAGGCGUGCGGCAUAUUCCUCUUCUCGCCUAUCUGGCAGAUCAACGAUGGUGGUCUGGGUGCCGCUGCGAAUGCCCUUACUGCUGGAAUGGAUACCGACGGCUUACCGAACGAUCUUCUUGAUAACCUCAACUCUGUCUCGAUCGUCAUAAUGGUGCCCUUCAUGAACCACGUCAUCUACCCGCUCCUUCGCAGACGGGGCAUCAAAUGGGGUCCCAUCUCCCGAAUGACCUUCGGCUUCGCGCUCGGCACAUUCGGUUCCAUCGGCUACUCCGUGCUGCAGUACUACGUCUACAAGACAUCACCCUGCGGCUGGAACGCGACGACCUGCGCCGAGAUCGUGCCCGAGGGCGAAGUCUCGGUGUCCACCGUGUCCUACGCGUGGUACGCCAUCCCCGUGAUCAUCACCGCCAUCUCCGAGAUCUUCGUCAACGUGACCGCGUACGGCAUCGCGUACUCGCGCGCGCCCAAGAACAUGAAGGGCCUCGUCGCCUCGCUGAACCUCGCCAUGACCGCCGUCUCCGCCGCCAUCGGCCUCGCCACCGCCCCCGCCAUCAGCGACCCCUACCUCAUCUGGGCCUUCGCCGGCCCCACCAUCGUCGGCGCCUCGCUCACCGUCAUCUUCUGGUUCACCUUCAGGCAUAUCGAUAAGGAGGAGUUCGUCCUCAACACCGACUUUGGUGAUAUGCGGAAGGACUCCGAUCGUGAGAGCGACGAGGAGAUUGCUCCUCAGCCAAAGACUAUUGAGGAGAAGUCUUAAAUCAUAGAUAGACGCUAAAAUAUGGAGUUCGCAGUGUCUUGCUUGGGGUAUGAGUUAUGUGGUAAUUAGACACGAAAAGGGGGGCAUAUAUUGACUUCUAGGUCUGUAGAUGGACUAGGAUAUACCAAUCAGGCUCAAUCUUGAAUAUGUCUCUAAGAGAUCAAUACACAUCUAUACAUUGCCGUUGUGCCUUAGCUUGAGUUUCGAGUUGAAGCUUUACGGAUCUUUGCCGAUUGAUAGGUUGUUAACCGUCUUGACCUACUUUUGCAGCCGACCCCCCUUUGCAACGCAAUUACACCAAAACGUUAUCUUUCCAUGUGAGCAUAACUCAACGAAUAUCAAAGUUAUGGAGGCCAAAAAAAACUUUGCAAUGUAAUUGAAUGAAUAAAAUCUGG
Molecule: messenger RNA, 2851 nt
Organism: Annulohypoxylon truncatum
Lineage: Eukaryota; Fungi; Ascomycota; Sordariomycetes; Xylariales; Hypoxylaceae
Exons: 6
Coding region: 606-2456 (616 amino acids)
Biological process (GO): transmembrane transport
Cellular component (GO): membrane
Molecular function (GO): dipeptide transmembrane transporter activity
Source: RefSeq, a predicted model, not a curated record